GCGGGGCUUCCGGCGGCUCUAGGUCACUGUCGCCCGGGCCCAGGUUGUUCUGUGCACUCGCACGUGUGCGCCUGAGCUGCCGUUGUCUUCGCUAUGUUCUCCGUGUUGCGCGGCUUGCCCCGCGCCCUGGGCUCCGCGGCCGCAGGCCUCCGCGUCUCCGCGCCGGCCCCGACGCUCAGGCAGUUGCUGCAGCCGGCGCCCCGGCCCAGCCUGCGGCCCUUCGGGCUGCUGUCGGUGAGCGCGGGGCCGCCGCGAAGGCCGGGCCUCCUGCAGCCUACCGGGCCCUGCGCCUGCGGCUGCGGUCUCGGAGCGCUGCACACCGAAGGAGACAAAGCUUUUGUUGAAUUUCUUACUGACGAAAUAAAAGAAGAAAAAAAAAUCCAGAAGCAUAAGUCCCUCCCCAAGAUGUCUGGAGGCUGGGAGCUGGAAGUGGAUGGGACAGAAGCUAAAUUGGUGCGGAAAGUUGCUGGGGAAAAGAUCACCGUCACUUUCAACAUUAACAAUAGCAUCCCGCCAACAUUAGAUAUAGAGGAGCAGUCCUCAGAGGGGCAGAAGGGCGAAGAGCAAGAGCCUGAACUGACAUCAACUCCCAAUUUUGUGGUAGAAGUUACCAAGAGUGAUGGCAAGAAGACCCUUGUACUGGACUGUCACUACUCAGAGGAUGAGGUUGGAGAAGAGGAGGAGGCCGAGAGUGACAUUUUCUCUAUCAAGGAAGUGAGCUUUCAGGCCACAGGCGAGUCUGAGUGGAAGGACACUAAUUACACGCUCAACACUGACUCUUUGGACUGGGCCCUGUAUGACCACCUAAUGGAUUUUCUCGCUGAUCGAGGCAUAGACAACACCUUCGCAGAUGAGUUGGUGGAGCUCAGCACAGCCCUGGAGCAUCAAGAGUACAUUACUUUUCUUGAAGACCUCAAAAGCUUUAUCAAGAGCCAAUAGAGUAGUCAGAGACACCAGAGACCUUAAUUUUAUGGAAAACUUGGGCCAGGGAACAAAACCUUCCCUGGCACCAGACACACGUGCUUUGCAGUGGUUAUUAUCCUAACAUCAUGGGGGAAAAUAGCAAGCGUAAAUUACUGCUGUUGUACGCAAAGAUUUAAUUCCAGGAUUUUUGUAUAACAUAAUGGACAUUACAAUUGUUUCAUCUCC
This is a messenger RNA of Cavia porcellus (domestic guinea pig), 1149 nucleotides long. It is a transcript of the gene C1qbp, whose product is annotated as complement C1q binding protein. Lineage: Eukaryota; Metazoa; Chordata; Mammalia; Rodentia; Caviidae. Gene Ontology annotation, cellular component: mitochondrial matrix; cell surface; plasma membrane. The record is from RefSeq and is a predicted model, not a curated record. The transcript has 6 exons. Gene Ontology annotation, molecular function: transcription corepressor activity; complement component C1q complex binding; kininogen binding. The coding region runs from base 94 to 939 and encodes 281 amino acids. Gene Ontology annotation, biological process: negative regulation of mRNA splicing, via spliceosome; regulation of complement activation; cytosolic ribosome assembly.